Molecule: messenger RNA, 947 nt
Organism: Zootermopsis nevadensis
Lineage: Eukaryota; Metazoa; Arthropoda; Insecta; Blattodea; Termopsidae
Source: RefSeq, a predicted model, not a curated record
UCAUCCACUCUUCGAGUGGUUCAAAGGUGUGAAGAUGACUGUUCGCUUGUUUAUGCUAGUGAACGGUAACACGUCAGUUUGUUACGUGCUGAAACCGACUAAUGGCUCACACAAACAAAAGUGAACUCUUGUUGACCGAUGCGUGCACUUCUACGUCCGCGCAUAAAGAAAGCUGUUUCACCUUUACCAACACUACUAUGAGAACCCUGAGUGUGCCUCGUCUCAUACAUUUGGUGAUUAUGGCGACAGUGUUGUUUAUCUGGUGUCCUGUACUAGCUCACAGAGGACCUCGUACUUUAGUGUACCCAAAGGGUGGUAUAUGCAAGUUUAUCGUGGGAGUAGGAAUACCUGUGGACCAACCGAAGAGAAUCUUGACGCUGGGUCUUAACUUCCAGUUCCAGUACAUGACCCCACAAAACUUCAGUCUUCUAAGACAAUAUCCUGAGAUACAGACGCGUUCUCUCCGGGAAACAGUAAACAGGGGCACAACGUAUCAGGCGCUGCAGGUUGUCAUGGAGAGGCACGGAAUUGAAGGCCGGACGUGUCUGUUGAGAACCAUCUGCGAAGUAGCAGAAACACCUUUACACCACAGUGGACUUGUCGGAGAACUAAUGCAUGUCAUGCUUACACCUGGUUACGGUUCCAACAUGGAAGAAGUGAUCGAUUCGGAUUAUCACGAAGCACGUCGCCUCGGAGCGGAAGGAGUCGAUUGUCACAAAGCCUACCCUACGUGUCCCUUCGGCCAUGGACUACUAGAUCUCAUAUCAAUGGUCGAUAAUUAACGCAAAUGGACGGUUUCACUCGUCUGCGUUCUUCCAGACUCUAUAGAACGAGGAAGGACAGCCAGGAUGGUUCAGUUUCACGGCGACAGAACCUGGGAACGUCGAGAUAAAAAUUAAGUGAAAGAUACGGUUUCAAGUAUUUGCACUGGCCCGCUAGGAAAACGA